Messenger RNA from Saccostrea cuccullata (small rock oyster), 1459 nucleotides. RefSeq names its product replication factor C subunit 4-like. Gene Ontology annotation, cellular component: nucleus; DNA replication factor C complex. Bases 127 to 1203 code for a protein of 358 amino acids. Gene Ontology annotation, molecular function: ATP binding; ATP hydrolysis activity; DNA clamp loader activity. The record is from RefSeq and is a predicted model, not a curated record. NCBI's taxonomy places the organism in Eukaryota, Metazoa, Mollusca, Bivalvia, Ostreida, Ostreidae. The transcript is spliced from 11 exons. Gene Ontology annotation, biological process: DNA repair; DNA-templated DNA replication.
UCUUUUCAGGUAUUGACAUUAUUGUGGAACUCUUCUGUAGUUGAAAACACUAAAAGUCUACACUUCCUGUUUAUUAUCUGGCGGGAAAUAACCAUAGUAAGAUAGUUAUUGUUACUGCAAAGAAAAAUGCACCCAUUUUUUAAACCACGAGAAGCAGGAACAACAUCAAAAGAUGCCAAAACACCGGAAACAUCAGACAAAGUUGGGAAGGGAAAACAGAAGCACAUUCCAUGGGUUGAAAAAUAUCGUCCACGUUCCGUUGAUGACGUAGCUUAUCAGGAUGAGGUCGUAGCUGUCCUUAAAAAAUCUCUAGAAGGAUCAGAUCUUCCGAAUCUGUUGUUCUAUGGACCACCGGGAACUGGUAAAACGUCCACCAUCCUGGCCGCAGCUCGAUCUCUGUUUGGAACAGAGAUGAUGAAGUUACGAGUAUUGGAGCUGAAUGCUUCCGAUGAACGAGGAAUUAAUGUUGUCAGAGAGAAAGUCAAGAAAUUUGCUCAGACUACUGCCAGUGGAACAAAACCAGAUGGGAAGCCUUGCCCUCCAUUUAAAAUCAUUAUCCUGGAUGAGGCAGACUCCAUGACAUCCCCAGCUCAGGCAGCACUGCGAAGAACAAUGGAGAAAGAAAGUAAAUCUACCCGAUUCUGCCUGAUUUGUAAUUAUGUUAGUCGGAUCAUAGAACCAAUAGCCUCCCGCUGUGCCAAGUUCCGGUUUAAACCCCUAGCAGACCAAGUGCUGAGUGAGAGAUUGACAGAGAUUUGUGAUAAAGAAAACAUUGCUUAUGACAAGGAGGCCAUCCAAGCCCUGAUGGAUACCUCAGAGGGAGACAUGAGGAAAGCCAUCACCUACCUACAGAGUGCAGCCAGACUGAAGGGGGAUGAAGAGGUUACCUUGGGGGAUGUGUACGAAAUAGCAGGGGUGAUUAAAGAAGAUAAAAUUGACCAGUUAAUCAAAGUUUGUCACUCCAACUCUUAUGAAAAACUAGAAAAGAUGGUGCAGGAGAUGAUAUAUGAAGGACAUUCAGCGGCCCAGAUAAUCACUCAGCUUCACGACAAGAUUGUACAACGAGAAGACCUCAGUGAUCAACAGAAGUCUGUAACAUGUGAGAAACUCGCUGUUGUUGACAAGUGCCUGAUGGAUGGAGCUGAUGAAUAUCUUCAGUUGAUGGCGCUAUUUACCACUAUGAUGAGGGAGAUUUGUCGCUGACCAUGAGGGAAGAGAUCUGUAAUUAGUUACAAAACUUUCAUUUCUUGAUGGACAGGAAAAUUAAAAGUGAAUAGGAAUCUAAUUUUCUACCUUGAUCUGUAUCCAUUUACAGAUCCUUGUCCUAAGACUUGACUUAUUUGCGAUAUACCUCUAGAGACUCAAUACAAGCUUGAUGAGUAAAGGCACUUGACUUAUUUGUGAUACACUUCUAAAGACUCAAUACAAGCUUGAUGAGUAAAGAGAUUUGGACUUGUAA